GCUACAGCUAAGUUAGCAUCUGAUGAUGAAGAUGGAGCUGCUUAGCCUACCAGAAAGCUCCUAGCUUCUGCCUUUUUCACUCUAAAUGAGGCAGAAACCGUGAGCUAAACUGGACUUAUACCUGCAGAGAGUUCAGGAGUUUCCUUGAAUCAUCUAUAUGGGCCAUCUUCUCUCCAAAAAUGGUCUACGCCUGAAGAAGAGGACGUGCAAGUUAAAUCACAGGAAGAAGAAGAAGAGGAACUGUUUUCUCCAGGGGCCUUGCAUGCUCUGCUUCAUCGUCCACAGCAACAGCAGUGGUCUUGACGACGACAGCGACCAGCUGGAAGCCGGUGUCAACGGCUGCCGUCACAACAGCAUCGCUGGAAUCAGUGUGCCGGGCGUAGGAGAAGUCGGCAUCGGAGCGGCGACAGCCUCGAAGCUCGCAGAGCAUUACGCGGCCCUUGCAUCGCCUGAGGACUGCUCCAAGUUUCUGCUGUCGCAAAGAGAACUUGCCAUCUGGGAGGGCCAGGGGAGGAGUCUUUUGUCAGCCGUUCCUGCCAAACUGAUUCCACCACCGGUGCUUUUCCGGACGGCUGGUGUGUCUGUGACUGUGCCCUUACCUGUGGCUGUGCCCGGCUGCACCAGCGAAUACACAGAGAUGGUGUGCAAGAGGAAGUGCUCGGAGGUGCAGAGGUGCACCCCAUGCAAGCAGCCGCGCUGUGCCUUUGCUGCUCCUGAUGGAGUGGGAGCAGGAGGAGAUGUAGGAGGAGCCGGGGAUGCUGCUUCGAACUCUGAAACUGGACACAGCCACCUUCCCAUCUGCCCCAUUCCCUCUUCCUCUUCCACCUCCACUUCCUCUUCCUCCUCCCCAGUGGACUGCUGCUGUGGGUUGACUCUUCAUACCGAAUCGCCCAACAGUUCAGAGUCGACCCCGUGCUGCCUGCAUCACUAUGACGACUGCCAGGCAAGAAGUUCUGAUGCUGCUGAGCAUCUAAGUAUCAACCACCUGCCUUCCUCCAUCCUUCUUAAGGUGCUGUCCCACCUGACAGUGAAAGAGCGCUGUCUUUGUGCCUCUCUGGUUUGUAAGUAUUGGAGGGAUCUUUGCUUGGACUUUCAGUUCUGGAAGCAAAUCGACCUCAGUGGCUUGCAACAAGUCAACGAUGAUCUCCUUGUGAAUAUAGCGUCUCGGAGGCAGAAUGUGACUGAGAUUAACAUCUCAGAUUGCAGGGGAGUCCAUGAUUAUGGCGUGUCCUCUCUGGCCUCCCACUGUCCCGGUCUGCAGAAGUACACAGCUUACAGAUGCAAGCAGAUGGGUGACAUCUCAGUGACAGCUUUGGCGACACACUGCCCUCUCCUGGUCAAGGUGCAUGUGGGAAACCAGGAUAAACUAACUGAUGUGGCAUUGAAGAAGUUGGGAGCAAACUGCAGGGAGUUGAGGGAUAUCCACUUGGGUCAGUGCUAUGGCAUCACUGAUGAAGGUAUGAUGGCAUUGGCUCGAGGAUGUCCAAAACUGCAGAGACUCUACUUGCAAGAGAACAAAAUGGUGACUGAUCAGUCUGUGCGGGCGGUAGCAGAGCACUGUCCCGAGCUGCAGUUUGUCGGCUUCAUGGGAUGCCCUGUGACCUCUCAGGGUGUCAUCCAUCUCACUUCGCUGCAAAACCUGAGUGUCCUGGAUCUGCGGCACAUCUCAGAACUGAACAAUGAGACGGUGAUGGAAGUGGUGAGAAAGUGUCGGAAGCUCAGCUCCCUAAACCUGUGCCUCAACUGGAGCAUUAAUGACAGGUGUGUGGAAAUCAUCGCCAAGGAAGGCAGAAGUCUGAAGGAGCUCUAUCUGGUGUCUUGUAAAAUCACAGACCACGCUUUGAUAGCCAUAGGCCAGUACAGCAGUACCAUAGAGACCGUGGAUGCUGGCUGGUGCAAAGACAUCACAGACCAAGGAGCCACACAAAUCGCUCAAAGCAGCAAGUCCCUCCGAUACCUGGGCCUCAUGAGAUGUGACAAGGUGAACGAGGAGACGGUGGAGAGGCUGGUGGUUCAAUACCCUCACAUCGUUUUCAGCACAGUGAUGCAGGACUGCAAGAGAACCCUAGAGAGAGCUUAUCAAAUGGGUUGGAGCCCCAACACGUCGAACUCUUCGUAGCUGCCGCUGCAUCGCAGGCAUGCAUGCACAUAAACACACAGCUUCACAUACAUACAAGCACAAGUCAGUGCGGCUCAGACAGGCUUCUCAUUCACCCUUCAGUCAUGCAUGUCAACAUGUAGCGACAGAAAAGAAAUCAGUCCAUCAUAAACAUUUAAGGUAAAGUUCUGUUAGUUUGUUCUACAAACAAUGACUAAGACUUCAUGCAUUAACUACAUUUAGUUUGUUGUCUGAAACAAUUUUUUCACAAACAUAAUUUUUUGUUUUCCUGCUACAGGUUAAUACAACAUAUUUUGUUAGAUUAUUAUUUUUUUUUGCAUCAUCUUGAUUGUAGAGUAGAUGUAAGGGUGCAAGCUUUUUGAAUAGUUUUGAAAAUAUAUCUAUAAUUGAACAAAAUGAAGUACUUUUACCUACCAGAUAUUUAGCCAUAGUUAGACCAGAGUCAUUUUAUUUGAAGAUAAAAUAGAAAAAAGGUUUGCUUCCUCUGAUGGAGCCACUCUUGUCGAGGUAUUUUCCAUGUCAGCCCGUCAUGAUGUUUGCUUUCCUCCAAACUGCUCUGCUGAGCUGUCUGAGGAGGAACCAGAACACAUGGAGGAAAUAUAUUUGUCUUUGACCACUUAGGUCAACCUGAACUGCCAUGGCUCCAGACUGCACUUGAGGCAUUUGUAAGGAAAUUGUCAGAGGGGAUUUUUUCUCUCUCCAUUUGGACGAUAGUUUACUUCUCUUUGGACAUUGGCGCAGUAGUGCACGUUUUGUGGAUUUGUUGGGACCAUUGACGAGCCUCCGGUGUCAGAGACAGAAGAUUUAAUGAAAGACUCGGCACAGAAACAGUUACUUUCAAGCCAAGAGAAUGCCGUUGUGUGUCGUUUUAGCGUGCAUGUUUCUGUUUUUCAUCUUUGUUUCAAAGUACUAGUGGUGUGAAGACGAAACUGAGAGAUCCAUGUGACUUUGGGCUCCAUGCUGCAUUAUCUGCAGUGCAAAUAUUAAUAAUAACUGAGCGUCACAUCAUCAUUUUUGGUAUGAAAUUUAACUUUGCUUGAAAUAGAGAUUGCCUUUUUUCAUACAAAAAAAAAUUCCCAAACCUUUUGGGUCCUUUUAUUAGAAUAUAACAUGCAGAAAAAGUUAAAACUGUUGUUCAGAUGAACAACCUGAAAUUCACUUUACUGAAGUGUUUCCUUACUGUGAGUUGGUAUGAAAGCGUAUUUGAUCUCAUAUAAACUAAAUGAGAUUUAUUUAGCCUACUAUUAGUUUUUAUUGUAUCCUUGUUAGCAUUAGCUCUGUAAUGCUGUGAGCAAUUUCCAUUUAUUUAGCUAAAUGCGUCGUAACCUUGUCUGUUUGCACAGCACAAGUAGAUCGGGAAUCCUUGAACACAAGUUUAUGAGAAUCGUAUUGUGUGAUUUAUGUUAGCUUUUUAAAGGCCUGAUCCCCGGGUUUCUAUAAUUCACAAGACUUACAGUUACAAGCUUUAGGACUGCAAACAAUUAUGCAAAGAAGGACAAGGGGUGAGUAUGGACUGGUGGAAAGACUAGAAAGGGAUUUAUCCUCACAUCUCAAUCAUAAGUUGAGAGUCCAACAGUUUACUAAACCUUAGUAGAGCAAAUUAUAACAAACCAGUGGAAAGUCACUGAAUGAGAAUUGAGCACACAUUUCUGUCAUUCAAUAGAAACUCGGUGCUGCACAGUUUAAAAAUAAAAGAAGCAGGGUAUUUUUGUAAGGUGUGAACCAACUCUGGACUCCAAACUCCAUCCCACAGGGAGCACACCUUAAUGAGCUGGAAGUUUGAGUUGAAGCGUAAACUUUGCUGGUGCAUACAGAUUACAGACAGUUAAGAACAGACUCAUUUUAACCUUGUUUGGAUUUAUUGACUUUACCCAAAGGAAGACUUGUCCUUUGGCUGUAUUUUUGAUCUUUUUAUUCUUUUUGUAAUCCCUGUAGUCACUUCCUCCUCUGCUAGGUGUUGAAAAGAUUGAUUUCUGAUUUGCGAAGGCAACCGUAAAUGACUGGAUUUACAUAAUGAUAAAUAAAAACACUACAACUUCAA
This is a messenger RNA of Gambusia affinis (western mosquitofish), 4160 nucleotides long. RefSeq names its product F-box and leucine-rich repeat protein 17 (gene fbxl17). The transcript has 11 exons. The record is from RefSeq and is a predicted model, not a curated record. NCBI's taxonomy places the organism in Eukaryota, Metazoa, Chordata, Actinopteri, Cyprinodontiformes, Poeciliidae. Gene Ontology annotation, cellular component: SCF ubiquitin ligase complex. Gene Ontology annotation, molecular function: protein binding. Gene Ontology annotation, biological process: SCF-dependent proteasomal ubiquitin-dependent protein catabolic process. Bases 158 to 2119 code for a protein of 653 amino acids.